AUGCCCAUGGUCUGGUGGGAAGAAUGCUGCAGAAACGCCAACGGCUACUUUGGCGUCGAGGAAUUGGCGGAAUCGCCAAACCCCGCAGCGGAAAAGCUGUCCGGCUUGAAUUCAUGGGCUCGUUUUCAGGUCAAGGCAGUGUGGCAAGACGACGAGACGGACGGGAAAUCAAAGAGCAGAGAAAUCCUGUACGAUUGGGACAAAUUGAACGUGUUUUCCCGGUGGCACGGAGCCACCCACCACAUGGCGUUGGUCAUAUUCGACCCGCGCAGCGAUGAGUUGAAGAACAGCUUCACGUCGGCCGUCUUGGAGCCUCGACCAACGCCGGGGGAGCUCAGGGACCCAUUCUGGAUCUACCCGCGGCUGAUCCAGAAGAUGGUCGAUCUGGAGGAGACGUCCAUCUGGGCAACCCGCAAACUCAUCCGGGACGUGGAGAAGAAGAGGGACAAGCAGGAGAAGAAGAGGCAGUCUCUGGAUCCCGAGUACUCGUGGUUGCAUGAAAUCUCGCGCCAUGCAGCCCACGUCUCAGAAACACUCCGGGUCGGUGCCGUGUCCGUGGAGAGCAUCCAAAAGCACCAUGAGCAGUUUCUCGAACUUCAUGGCAAGUCGGACAGUGGGCAAAUUUCGAUGGCUUCCCGCAACAUCCGCAACCGCCUGGCGUUUUGUCACCACAUGUUCAAGAGCGGUGCACACCGGGCGGAGGCGAACAACGCUCGGCUGCAGAGCGAGGUCACUCUGGCGUUUAACAAGGUGUCGCAGGAGGAUUCGAACGUGUCUGUUCAAAUCGCCCACUACACCAGGAACGACAGCGCGGCCAUGCGCACCAUCGCGGCGGUAACCAUGCUGUUCCUGCCCGCGACAUUCAUCUCAGCCAUCUUCAGCACGUCAUUCUUCAAUAGCGACGGUGGGGUUUGGAAAGUCUCGGGCAAGUUCUGGAUAUUCUGGGUUGUUGCGGGCGUGGUCACUCUCCUCUCAUUUGUUGUCUGGGCAAUCCUUCAGCCGUACUUUCGGCCGAAGCCAAUCAAUCCUACUGACCGUGGUUACCGGGAGUCAACGCUGGAGUGA
Molecule: messenger RNA, 1065 nt
Organism: Metarhizium album ARSEF 1941
Lineage: Eukaryota; Fungi; Ascomycota; Sordariomycetes; Hypocreales; Clavicipitaceae
Exons: 2
Coding region: 1-1065 (354 amino acids)
Source: RefSeq, a predicted model, not a curated record